AUAAUUAAAGAUGUUAAGCACAUAAUUUAAAAAAAAAGUAAGCUCAUUUAUUUUAAAACUGCCUCCAUUCUAGGUGCCGUCAUUGCACGCCCUCUCUACGAAAUUUUGUGAAGUAAUAUGAUAUAAACUGACAUGAGCUUUUUGCUAAGCAUUGUUGUCAUUAGCUUACUAGACACGGGGCGUUUUGUAUAGAGACCGGCGAGUUACAAUCUAGUUGCCUGUCAUUGUAGCUUGUAACCUCUACGUGCGUAUUUACGAUGUGCAUUUUUUGAACUAUCAUAAAAAAGUAUGCCUCCAAAUCGAUUUCGUGUUUGAUACUAUUAUUAAUUUGUUAUAUAAUUACGUUCGAGAAACAAAUCUCGUCAAACGUACAGAAAUAUGACGGGUAGUGUGAGAUGGGCCUUCAAUUUUGCUAAGUGGGAACCAUCGGAAAAAGAACUCUUAUUAGCUACCUCGUGCAUACAACUAGAAGAGAAAAUUCGAAUAGCCAAAUUUGUUUUUCAAAAAGAUUUCAAAGCAGCUUUAGUGGGAAGAUUAUUGACGAGAAAGUUUAUUAAAGAGGCGUCUGGAUUGCCUUACAAUGAAAUAUGUGUGACUAGAGAUGUUAACAAUAAACCUAUUUUUGAGCAUCACAGUGUGCCAAAAUUAAAUUUCAAUGUUUCGCAUCAAGGUUCUUUAACAGUCUUUGCAGGAGAAACUAGAAAAGUUAAUAUAGGUGUUGAUGUAAUGAAAUUAGAGUACACAGGAGGUAAAUCAAUUGACGAAUUUUUCAAGAUUAUGAAUAGACAAUUUACAGAUAAUGAAUGGAAGGUAAUUAAAGGCUGUUCUUCAAGUACUAAUCAAGACAAAAUCUCAAGAUUUUGUAGGCACUGGGCUUUAAAAGAAGCCUACACCAAAGCUUUGGGAAUGGGCCUCACCAUUGACUUAAGGAAAAUUGAUUUUAAAAUUAAAUCAAGUUUAGAAAAGAAUAAAAUUAUUCAAGAUACUGUAGUUUAUGUUAACGAUGAACGACAAAAUUUUUUGUUCGAAGAAUCAUUAGUAGACAAUGAACACGUUGUUACAGUUGCUUUGGAGAAUCAGAGUCCAUAUUCAGAAUCUAAUUUGGAUCUAAUGAAAUUCAAAAUAUUAACACCAGCAGAUCUUUUAAGGGAUGUAAGUCCUCUUUUGCCAGAAGACAUAAAUUAUUGUAAAAACUAUUUUUCCAAAGAUGUACAUCGAUAACAAACAUACCAUUACCAAACUUUUUUAGUUGUAUUUUCUUAACAUAUAUAUUAUUUUGUAAUUUUUUUGAUUAAAUAUGCCUAA
Molecule: messenger RNA, 1305 nt
Organism: Trichogramma pretiosum
Lineage: Eukaryota; Metazoa; Arthropoda; Insecta; Hymenoptera; Trichogrammatidae
Product: L-aminoadipate-semialdehyde dehydrogenase-phosphopantetheinyl transferase
Exons: 1
Coding region: 379-1221 (280 amino acids)
Cellular component (GO): cytosol
Molecular function (GO): holo-[acyl-carrier-protein] synthase activity; magnesium ion binding
Source: RefSeq, a predicted model, not a curated record